UGGGACGAGAUGGCCCAAUGUAGUGACAAGGCUCCGUGCCCCACUGAAUGUGACCCCAAGCUCCAGUCAACAGGUAACACCAACUGGGAUUCCUAUGCUACCACCAUGAAGACAGCAUUCACACCUAAAGCAGGAGCAGUGGCCAAUUUAAUACGUCCAAAGAGCACCAGAAGAUUGGGAUACACCUACUCACUUGGUGAUCCUAUUCUGAAUCAGACACUUUACAAUGACGAAUAUUCUUGGAAAACAUACGCGAAAGAAAAAAUGAUAAAAAGUGGGACUUCAAGAGGAGUAAGGACCCAUAAAGCACAUCUUGGUCAAGAAUUCUUUCAGUGGACACUCCCCAAAGGGAAACCAACCCACACCCUCCCCUGGAUAGUCCCUCCGUCCAUGGAAAAAGUCCGGGAGGCGAUAGCAAAUCAAUUUGUUUCCCAUACCAAGAGGGACUUCGUGGAUGUGACUCAAGCUAAGAAGACCAUGAAAUCUUUUCCCAUGUCCCGGGACUGGAAAGAACUCCUUCCUCGACCUCUGGACACCGAAUUCCGGCACCAUUACCAAAUUCCAGCUAAGAUUCCUGAACUGCAGGAUUUUAGUUUCAAAUAUGGAUGCUACUCGAGCCUGCCUGUUGCUUCCCAGGGUCUAGUGCCCUCUGUGCUGCGUAGCUACAUACGGAACCAGGAACGCACGAAGAAUCAGACCACGUAUGAGAGUGACUAUGGAAAAGACUGCCUGGACUUCUUGAUGAUCUUAGACUCGUUCUCCCCCUCCCAAAUCCACAAGUAUCUGCAAAGUGUUUCCUACAAAGACAGACAAAUUCUCGAUCGCUUCAUCCAUUCUCACUGUGAUAUUGGUGAGGGGAAAAAUGGGAAAGGGAAACGGAGCCGCGGGAAGAGACCCUGAGAUCAACGGAGGCGCCCAGCACCCGCCUCAGCCCAGCCCACCUCAGCCCGGUUGCUUCCUAAAGGUCAAGGACAAAUAAGUGAAAUUACUCCAAAUAGAUUGUGGUACUGUGGAAAUGUACGUGCUUCUGUGUUCCAGGUUUAAGUGAAAUCAGCUAACGUUACAAAUUAUGCCCAGCACACAGCUUUGCCUGUGUCUCGUAGAGUUUUGGUGGCACAUGCUUUCUUCUUUUUAUUUAUUUAUUUUUAUUGUUUUUGGUUUCAAUUUUUGAGUUCCUCUCCAGAGAAGUUUCAACUUCCCAGUAAUAAAAAUAUUUUAAAGAUAUUUCCAAUGUUGGUCUUUGUUUUGGAUGCUGUAAAAAAAACAAUCUCCACUUUGGGGACUUCUUCAAAGUUUCGCUGCAUGUUUUAAUCUAGAAUAUGAUUAUACCUUACAACAAUUUAUGAGAAAAAUUCAUUUAUAUACUUCUGAAGUCCUUCUUACUGUUGCCUUACUAUAUUUUGAACUGUCAAGUUCUGAAAAAAAAUGU
Messenger RNA from Chionomys nivalis (European snow vole), 1429 nucleotides. It is a transcript of the gene Tex26, whose product is annotated as testis expressed 26. The transcript is spliced from 7 exons. The record is from RefSeq and is a predicted model, not a curated record. Bases 10 to 900 code for a protein of 296 amino acids. Gene Ontology annotation, cellular component: cytoplasm. NCBI's taxonomy places the organism in Eukaryota, Metazoa, Chordata, Mammalia, Rodentia, Cricetidae.